Molecule: messenger RNA, 4426 nt
Organism: Lates calcarifer (barramundi perch)
Lineage: Eukaryota; Metazoa; Chordata; Actinopteri; Centropomidae
Gene: ppp2r2ca
Product: protein phosphatase 2, regulatory subunit B, gamma a
Biological process (GO): peptidyl-serine dephosphorylation
Cellular component (GO): cytosol; protein phosphatase type 2A complex
Molecular function (GO): protein phosphatase regulator activity; protein binding
Source: RefSeq, a predicted model, not a curated record
CACUGGAUGCUGCACAGAAUCAGUUCCACAGCAUCAGCAGGCAGCGGACCUCCAUCCUCCUCAUUAUCCCUCUCUCUCGUUCUCUUUUUUCUCCUCCUUUGCCUCUCCUCCUCUCACCACCACCACCCUCGCUCUCUCUUUUCUCUUCCCGUUCCUCUCCCUCCGACAGACACGUAAGCCUGCUUGGGCACACUGCAGCAGAGGACGUACACACACACACACACACACACCAGAAAGGAUAGCAGCAGCAGCAGCAGCAGUAGCAGCAGCAGCAGGCGGACUGCCUUUCCCACCCUCACAUCUUCUACCUCACCAGUUACGUCUCUUAUAUCCCACUGCAUCUCUUUUCCAUCUUACUCCUUUUUCUCUUUUUUCCUUCAAACCCUUCUCUCUCUUCCCUCUCCAUUCCAUCUCCUCCUCACGCCUCUUCUCCUUCCGGCCCGGGCCGGUUUCCCAGGAUGCCUUGUUCCAGGCCGCUCCGCUAGGCCCUAGCAGCAUGGGCGGAGCCUGGGUGGGGAGAGAGAGCACGGUUUGGACCCUUCCCCUCAGGACGGGCGCGCUGGCGGGUCACCCUCCCUCAGCUUCAGAUGGGUGAGGACGCUGAGAGCCCCAAAAUCAACCACACCUUCCUGCGAGACUACGUCACUGAAGCUGAUGUCAUCUCUACAGUGGAAUUUAACCAGACAGGGGACCUGCUGGCCACGGGAGAUAAAGGUGGCCGAGUGGUCAUCUUCCAGAGAGAGACCGAGUCUAAAGGGGAGUCAGAGGAGGUGGGGGACACAGGGGACUCUGGCGAGUACAAUGUCUACAGCACGUUCCAGAGCCAUGAGCCGGACUUUGACUACCUGAAGAGUCUGGAGAUUGAAGAGAAAAUCAACAAGAUCAGAUGGCUGCCACAGCAGAACGCGGCACAUUUCCUCCUUUCCACCAAUGAUAAGACCAUUAAACUGUGGAAGGUGAGUGAGAGAGACAAGAGACCAGAGGGAUACAACCUGAAAGAUGAGGAGGGACGGCUCAAGGACAUCUCUACCAUCACCUCUCUGCAGGUUCCGGUGCUGAAACCCACAGAUCUGAUGGUGGAGGUCCGUCCUAGACGAGUGUUCGCCAACGGACAUACCUACCAUGUCAACUCCAUCUCAGUCAACAGUGACGGGGAGACGUACCUAUCUGCCGAUGACCUCCGCAUUAAUAUGUGGCACCUGGGCAUCACGGACCGCAGCUUCAAUAUCGUGGACAUCAAGCCAGCCAACAUGGAGGAUCUGACGGAGGUGAUAACAGCAGCAGAGUUCCACCCUCACCACUGCCACUUGUUUGUGUACAGCAGCAGCAAGGGCACCCUGCGCCUCUGUGACAUGAGAGCCUCUGCACUCUGUGACAAACACACCAAAUUGUUUGAGGAACCUGAAGAUCCAGGGAGCCGGUCCUUCUUCUCAGAGAUCAUUUCCUCUGUGUCGGACGUCAAGUUCAGUCACAGUGGACGCUAUUUGCUGACCAGAGACUACCUCACCGCCAAGGUGUGGGACCUGAACAUGGACAAGGGCCCCGUGGAGACAUACCAGGUCCACGAAUACCUAAGGAGUAAGCUGUGUUCGCUCUAUGAAAACGACUGCAUCUUUGACAAGUUUGAGUGUGUUUGGAACAGCUCAGACAGCGUGAUCAUGACAGGGGCGUACAACAGCUUCUUCCGGAUGUUUGACAGGGAAACUGGACGAGGCGUAACCCUGGAGGCGUGGCGGGAAAGCAGCAAGCCUCGGGCUGUGCUGCGGACCCGCCGCGUCUACACUGGUGGUAAGCGUCGCCGUGGAGAUGUGGGCGUCGAUAGCCUGGACUUCACAAAGAAAAUCCUGCACAUGGCUUGGCACCCGUCUGAGAACAUCAUUGCCAUAGCAGCCACCAACAACCUGUACAUCUUCCAGGAUCGUGUCAACCCUGAGACGCAGACGCAGUGACAGGGGAUGGAAAUAUGGGCAGCGGCAGACACAGUGCUUUUAUCGAAUUUGUCAAAGGAGCAUAAACAGUGACUAAAAUAUAUCUGGAUGUCUUAGAGAAGGAGUGGGGAGUGGGCAGCCUUUAUGAGAAUAUUAAGUCUAAGCCAAGCUGUUUCACAUUAUACUGUGAUGCAACAUCUGUUUGUGUUGAUAAAAGAUUAAUGAUAAAACAACAAGACUGUUAAUUUAUUGGAUCCCCAAGGAAGGUGUAUAAUUACACUGGGAUGAACUGAUGUCUGCAGCACCCACCAGGACAUGUUUUUGGUUCCACUCUACUCCCACUUUUUGAAGAUGUUUGUGUAACUGCCCCACUGUGGGUGGUGGUAAAAGAGGUGCGGGGACACCUCUCCAUCUGCAAUGACUCAGUGCUGUUGACCACACAAUGUUGCACUCCUCACUGAUGUGCUCUGGUAAUGUUUGACACAAAAUGGGAGAUGCGCAUUGGGUAGCUACAUAGAAGUAACAAUGCUACAAAACAUGAAGACUGUGGACUUCCAGUUAGUGCAUCUAAAUCUAAAGCAUUUUUCACAAUUGUGGAAGAUUAGGAGUGGUGUUAUUGUACAGCUCUUCACAGCAACAUCCUGAAUCUUUUUUUUUCUUUUCUAUCGAAUUACAACAGCAGCUGAACCUCUCCUUUAGAGCAGUGCUCUUGGAGAUUGCACGCGUAAUUGACCCAUAAUCUUUGCCCUAUUCACUUUGCAAUAAUAGCACUAAUGAAAACACAGUGCAGCAGUAUCCCUGCUUUAAAAACAUGAGCUCUUCUUCUACAGGUUACAUAAUGUAUACACUCUUUUUACUAUUAGCUGUAAAUAUUAUGUGGGUUUUUUUUUUCUUUACUUUUUUUUUUUUUUUUGAGGCAGUACCAAUUGUGGUCCCAGAGAGCUAGAAGGCAAAAGAUGCAUUUUGUCUGGUUCACUGCAAAUGAUCCUGAGAUCUCAUUUAUAGAAAUGCUGUGUGAUUGCACUACUCCAGGUAAAGACUCGAUGUAGGAGCUGCUUGUAGCAGUACAUACAUACUGUAGGUAUUGCUGGCUGUAGAGCAGGAGGCAGUGGUGCACAAAACCAACACUUACUGUUUUGUUGUGUAUAUUAAGCCUGUGAGUCUUUGUACUUACAUGGUAAAUGAUUGCAAAUGAGGGAGACAGCGUGUUAGUGUUCCCACAUAUGCUCAGAUUGAGGCUAAAUAGUAAUUAAAUCUGAAAUAGAUUAAAGUUUCAUCGCUGUUAAGUGUUAUGCUAAUUUAAAAUGAGCAAAAUGUUCGUUUUAUAAUGCAUAAGCACAUUUUGGUGAGGAUUCUUACAAUCAAGAAAAAGUUGGUGUCGAAGCACAUUGUUCACGAAUGAGGCUGCUGAUUCAGCUGAUCAAAGUUUUGAUGACUAAGGUUGUGUCCUGUGUGUUUGAAGGUCAGAGGUUAUCACCAGUGCAAUAGUUCAUUAUGUACAUUGCUGAAAUGUCUUUAACGUUGAAACAAUAAUGUCAUGUGAAUUUUAUCAUGUCACAGGUUCAUAAUGUCAUUAUACCAUAUACCUCACAGUGCCACAUGCUACUCUGGGGUGCGACACUGAAAGCCCAGGAUGUACACCAAGUAAAGUGAUGUCUGUGUUGGACUAAAUUAUGUGACGUGGUCGAGAUUUGAUUGUUUACAGUGAAGUGCUUUGUUUUCAAGUGACCUUGGCCCUGAUGGGAUAAUUGUAAGUGGUCUGGAUGUGUACUGUAGCUGGUGAAGUAGAAAGAACCGGUGCCGAGGUGGAAAGUGUCAAGUCCCUUUGCACUUUUUCAAAAUCUGACAUUUACUCUGUGUGACGGACCUACAACAGUACACUGUGUUAACCUUAAAUCCUGAGAAGACAAAUGUUAUCGUAUCCGUUCCACUUAUCUGCUUUCUCCUCACGUUCCACCUCUUUAAUUUUCAAAACCACUGUUCAUGAAUGUUUAUGUUGCAGCCUGUAGGAUGGGGUGGGGGGUAGGAGGGGUUCUCUUAUAGGCACCCCUAAUAUAUUUGGGUCUUCACUGUCCAUUAGUGUUGUUGAAUGCAGACACAACGUUGCACUGAUUGGUUUAACAAAGUGUACAACACGGCAAAAUCUAUGAUGAUCACAAACCUACAAGAAAAUGAUUUACAUAGUGACAGGCCACCUAAAGCAUUAUAUAAGCUCCAGGACUCAGUCCUCCAAGGGUGAGCUGUAGUUUAGAACAAGUCAGUUGUAAUCGCAUCAUAACCACCACCACAUAGAACCAGUGAAAGGAUUUGUUUUUCAGGAGCACAGCAGCAGCAGCAUGUUGCCAUUACUCAAUGCUACUAGCGUGUAUAUCUAUCAUACUUUAAAAAAGACAAAUCUAACAAUACAAAAAACAUAACUCAAAUGAGAUGAAUGAAAGGAAUGUGCAUUAAUAAAAUAAGAGAAAAUCUGACAGAAAAUGUGUUGGAUCCUUUUUAUG